Molecule: messenger RNA, 731 nt
Organism: Austrofundulus limnaeus
Lineage: Eukaryota; Metazoa; Chordata; Actinopteri; Cyprinodontiformes; Rivulidae
Gene: coxfa4b
Product: NDUFA4 mitochondrial complex associated b
Exons: 4
Coding region: 214-471 (85 amino acids)
Cellular component (GO): respiratory chain complex IV
Source: RefSeq, a predicted model, not a curated record
ACUUUCAAGAUUUGCCCAGAACAGUCUUUGUGGACAAAAGAAGGUGAGUUUUCUGGAGCAUUCUGCAGUCCAAGUCCGGGCCUUCAGAUAAACAGCAGCAGGGAUGGGCUGCAGGAGUAGGUCGGUGAUCAGCAGCAGCAGCAGCAGCCUUCAGUCGGAGUUCCGCCGCAGCGGUGAGCGCGUCCCCCGGAGAAGACUCCAACAUCCUCCGCCAUGUCGUCCAUGUUCCGAGUCGUCAUCAAGCAAGUGAAAAGCCACCCAGCCCUGAUCCCUCUUUUCAUCUUCAUUGGUGCGGGGUCAGCAAUGAGCACGCUGUACCUGGCCAGACUGGCUCUGAAAAACCCUGAUGUCUCAUGGGAUCGCAGAAACAACCCUGAGCCCUGGAAUAAAAUGGAACCCAAUCAGCAGUACAAAAUGUUUGCAGUAAACAUGGAUUACUCCAAACUGAAGAAGGAUCGACCUGACUUCUAAGUCAGCGGGUUGCCUCAUUCCGCGAAAGCGAGAAGUUGUCUACUUUUAUUUUUUGUCGAAAACAAACACCCGUGAAAUGAAAAUCUAGUUGAAUUAUUUUUAUUCACGGGUUAAUUUUCAGAAGGGAAGGGAGUUCUUUAAUGUGCAGAUAUAUAAAACAUACUGUAUAUAAAAAAUAUAAAACAGGCUACCACCUGUUUCCUAUUUGCAGAUGUAUUGUUUUGUUUGCAUUUGUUGUAAAUUAAUUAUUUAAACAAUCA